This is a messenger RNA of Styela clava, 4089 nucleotides long. NCBI's taxonomy places the organism in Eukaryota, Metazoa, Chordata, Ascidiacea, Stolidobranchia, Styelidae. The record is from RefSeq and is a predicted model, not a curated record.
ACUUGUUAAUGUUGUCUCAAAAAAACUUGAAAAAUGGGAAAAAAGAAAGGAAAGAAGACUGGAGUGGCGGAAGAAGAAAAAUCAAAUCUUGACACUUUAAGUAACGGAGACAAAUUAGAAACUAACGGCACAAACGAAGAAGUUUCGACGAAAAAGGGAGGAAAGGCCAACAAGAAAAAAAAAGAAGAUAAUUGGGAAGAUGAUAUCGCAAAUGAAAUUGCUGAAUUAUCGAUUGAAAAUCAGGGAGGAAAAGUAGAGAAAAAGGAUGAAAAUCAACAGCAAGAAGCAGGAAAUGAAGAGCCAGAAUUCUUUGAUCCAGGCGAUGAUGAAAGAAGUAAAAAAAAGAAAAACAAAAAGAAACAUAAAGAAGUUGUCGAGGAAUCUAUAGCACCGACACCUGAUGUUACUGAAAACAAUGAACCAGAAUUUUACGACCCCAGUGACGAUGAAAAAAGUAAAAAAAAGAAAAAGAAAAAACAGAAACAACAAGUUGAUGAAACGCCCGAGCCAGCAGUAAAAGCAGCAAACGAUAACGAACCUGAAUUUUUUGAACCUAGUGACGAUGAUAAAAAACAGAAAAAAAAGAAAGAAAAAGUUGAUGAUUUGGAUGAAACUGGAGAAAAUGAAGAAACGUCAACUGUCAAAACGAAGGCACAAAAACAAGCAGAGAAAAAAGAACGAGAGAGAAAAAAGAAAGAGCGUCAGAAAGCCGAAAAAGCUAAACAAGAAUCCAAAAACAAAGAACAAUCUGAACAGGAAAAAACAGAUGCUGCAACCGAAGGUGAAAAGGAAGAAAAAUCUGCGUCUAAAAAGAAAGAUAAAAAAGGAAAAAAAGCGAAGGGGGAUGAAAAAGAUGACAAAACACGGAAAAAGCCAAACAAGGCCAUGAUCAAGGCAAUGCAGGAAAAUCUGAAUCGAAUUAAAUUAGAAGAAGAAAGACUGAAACUGGAAGAGGAAGAAAAACGAAGAAUUGCGGAAGAAGCUGAACAGGAGCGGCUGAAAAAAAUUGAAGAGGAACGACUCAGAAAAGAAAGAAAAAAGCAGAAAGACAAGGAUAGAAUAAAAAGGCUGAAAGCUGAAGGAAAAUAUCUAACACCGGCGCAGAAAGAAGCUCAACGAAGAAAUGAAAUUUAUCUUGAAAGUUUACGCGCGCAAGGACUUCUUCCAAAUCGCGAUGCAACAGCUAAAAAACCUCAGUAUGGUCGUAUGAAGAAACAGAAAAAAGAUCGACAAACUCCUUCACCAGAGCAUGAUAAAGAGGAAGAAGUUAUUCAGGAAGAGGUCAAAGUUGAUGAAAAGGUUGAAGUGGUCAAACAGGAAGAGGAAGUAAAGGAAGAGGAUGAUGUUAUUGAUGACUGGGAAGCAAUAACAGAUGAAGAGAAAGAAAAUGAAAAUGAAGCAGCGGUGAAAGAUUCUAAGGGGGUGGAGACAAAGGAUGAAGAUGAGGGAGAAUCAUCUGAGGAAGAAGAGGAAUCUAGUGAAGAAGAGGAAUCUCCAGAAUCCGAGUCAGAAUCUGAAGAUGAUGAUCUUUCACCAAGAGAACGAGCGGAAAGGCGAAUCCAACUUCGUAAAGAACAAAACGAAAAGAAUCGUUCAUUAGAUGAUCUACGUUCGCCUGUCAUUUGCGUCAUGGGUCACGUCGAUACAGGCAAAACGAAAAUUUUAGAUAAAAUCAGACACAGUCAUGUGCAAGAUGGUGAAGCUGGCGGCAUCACGCAACAAAUCGGAGCAACUUUUGUACCGCUUGAAACAAUUAAAGAACAAACAUCUAUGGUGAAGUCGUUUCAGGAAUCUGAAGUUAAAUUGCCUGGUUUACUUGUUAUUGAUACACCGGGCCACGAGUCGUUCAGUAAUUUAAGAUCGAGAGGUUCGUCGGUAUGUGAUAUGGCUAUUCUAGUUGUUGAUAUCAUGCAUGGUCUUGAACCACAGACUAUCGAAUCUAUUACAAUGUUAAAAAAGCGAAAGACACCAUUCGUCGUGGCGUUGAAUAAAGUUGAUCGGUUAUACGAAUGGAAACCAGGUCCUACGUCGGAUAUCGUCAAUACGCUCAAAAAACAAAAACGACAUGUGAAAGAAGAAUUUGAUGAAAGACUUAAGGAAGUUAUUGUCGAUUUCGCAAAACAAAAUUUAAACAUCAAAUUAUUCCACGAAAAUGAUGACCCAAAGGAAUGGAUUUCGAUGGUACCAACGUCAGCACAUUCCGGCGACGGCAUGGGUAAUCUCAUCGCUCUAGUUAUGCAACUUUGUCAAACUAUGCUUCCCAAACGACUCGCAUUUUCCGAAGAGCUCCAGUGCACUGUGCUUGAGGUUAAAGCAAUUCAAGGUCUUGGUACAACCAUUGACGUUAUUCUAACAAACGGUCGAUUAAAAUACGGCGACACGAUCGUAAUUGCUGGAGUCGAGGGGCCAAUUGUGACUCACUUAAAAGGACUUCUGAUGCCGCAGCCACUUAAAGAACUAAGAGUCAAAAAUCCUUAUGAUAAAUAUGAUGAUUUGAAAGCAGCACAAGGGAUUAAAAUCCUCGCAAAAGAUCUUGAAAAAGCUCUCGCUGGAACUCAACUUCUAGUAGCUCAUAAAGAAGACGAAAUAGAUAUUUUGAAAUCCGAAGUACAAGCGGAAGUUGAUAAAACACUUCAAAGUAUAAAACUGCAAGAGCGUGGUGUUUUUGUUCAAGCGUCCACUCUGGGAUCGUUAGAGGCAUUGCUUUCAUUUUUAAAGCAAUCCAAGAUUCCUUAUGCUGGUAUCAAUAUCGGCCCAGUGCAUAAGAAAGAUAUAAUGAAAGCGUCUGUUAUGUUGGAACACGAUUCUCAAUGGGCUACUAUUCUUGCCUUUGACGUUAAAGUUGAAAGAGAAGCGCAAGACAUGGCUGAUAAUCUCGGAGUUAAAAUCUUCACUGCUGAUAUCAUUUAUAACCUUUUUGAUGCUUUUAUGAAGCACAGAGAAGAUUUGAAAAAGCAAAAACAAGAGGAGUUCCGGCACGUGGCAGUUUUCCCAUGCAAAGUACGUAUUUUACCAAAUUGUGUUUUCAAAUCACGUGACCCGAUUGUUGUCGGCGUUGUUAUAGACGCUGGACAACUCCGACAAAAUACACCUUUGUGUAUUCCUACUCGUGAAUUUCUAACGGUUGGUUACGUAACCAGUAUGGAAUUCAACCAUAAGUCCGUGGAUAUAGCAAGAGUGGGUCAAGAAGUUUGUAUAAAAAUUGAAGGCACUCCUGGUGAACCACCGAAAAUGGUUGGCCGACAUUUUGAAGAAACGGAUAUCCUUGUCAGUAAGAUAUCAAGGGACUCGAUCAAUGCUCUCAAAGAUUGGUUCAGAGAAGAGAUGCAAAAGCCAGACUGGCAAUUAACUAUUGAACUAAAGAAACUAUUUGAAAUUAUAUAAAUUUGACACAGGAAGCAAUACAGGAAGUGAACAGCAUUUGGGAUCAAAGGUCAAAUUGGUGUUUUAUGGACGGGAGAAGUGUGAAACCAACAAUUUUUCUGUCUUUCAAUGUGAGAGCAACAAUCUGGCUCAUUAGGUAAAUAGUAGAUGUAAGCCAAACGAAGUAGAGUUCAAGUCAAAUCUAGCAAGUCUAGUGGACGGUUUCUCUUACAAAAGACAAAUGAAAUUGGAUUCAAUAAUGUUCCAAAAAAAAUUUUUUUUUCAUGUUAUGGAGCAAACUAUGGGUGUUUUUUGGUGUUUUAUAGGAAAUUGUGUGCGUUUUUAUGAUUCUGUUCAAGCUUUUUCUCAAUUUCAGUUUGCUAUUUGUGAUUAGGGAUGUUCAAUUUUAUAGGUUUUCUAGUAAUGUUCAGUGUAAGGAUCACGGUUUAUAAGAAAUAUUUUUGUGGAUGAACCAAACAUACAGAUGAUUACCCCUGAAAUAGCUAUCAAAAAUAUGUAUAAAUAGGUAGGAAAUUUCAUGGUAAUCCAACCAAGAAUGGGUCACUGAUGUUUUCAUUAUGGUGGGUCUUAAUACUAUGUAAAUUACCUAUGUACUUGAAACUUGGAUUGUGCUUGAGUACUUCGGUAUUUAACCACAAAAUAAUCAUUUUGAUAAACUUCCUUUUUGUAACUAAAAUGCUGAUUUUCCACGGCUUCUCAGCCUCA